CUGCACGAGACUGUAUGGGCUUUCUGCUUGAAAUCCGUUAAUGGGGUUUGUCUGUAAUACAUCAUUGCCCUAUUUCUUUCAUCCACAGAACAUGAGGAGCCGUUGUCGCCCAUCUUCUCCUUCAGCAAUUUGAAAUUCUAUAUUAUUAUGUUGGCACACGUUACUUCUUCAGUCAUCACUGUGUGUAUUUACAUGAUCUUUUAUUAAACCAAUAGAAACAUGGGGAACUCACUCGAAUUGAUGAAGCUGCCAAGAGUGUAUACAGUUGCAUUUUGGUUAUAUAAUAUUUUAGUAUUCCUUGUUCAGGCCUAAUAGAAAAAGUUCAGCACAUGGUGAGUCCCAUAACGUUGAAACAUCUUGUUGAUUCUCUAUGUAUGUGUGUCGUGUAUAUAUAAACACAUACGUGACUCUGCAUAUAAAUAUGAGUCACAUUCACCAACCAUCUCUUUAUCCAUAAGAAGAAAGAAAAAAAAAAGAUAUGGGAGUAGAAAGAGGAAGUGGUAAGGGGCUGAAGCAGAUGCUAAAGAGAUGUUCGAGUUUGGGAAAGAAGAGUAACGUCCACGUCAACUCUAACGGCGUCCCCAAAGGUCACUUCGUCGUUUACGUUGGUCUCUCUAGAUCCCGACACGUUAUUCCUAUCUCCUUCCUCACGCACCCCAUCUUUCAGAUGUUGCUGAGACAAUCUGAGGAAGAGUUUGGGUUCUACCAAGACAAUGGCCUAACCAUUCCUUGUGAUGAAGAUUUCUUUCUCUCUCUCAUCUCCUCCAUUAAUCCGCCUUGACAAGACACAUAUGAACGUGCAAUUCUAGCUCCUGCUUUGCGGAAAUAAACUCGUGUCUAUGUAACUACUGCUGUUUAUAUAUCCUCUUCCACGGUUCUCAUGUAGCAUGUCACUGGAGAGGAGUAGAAUCUACGUUACGUACCUACUUUUUUAACCUCGUUUUCUUUGAUAAGUUCUAAAAUCAAAUUAAAGCUAGGGUUUUUUUCGCUU
Molecule: messenger RNA, 991 nt
Organism: Brassica napus (rape)
Lineage: Eukaryota; Viridiplantae; Streptophyta; Magnoliopsida; Brassicales; Brassicaceae
Product: auxin-responsive protein SAUR50
Exons: 2
Coding region: 479-781 (100 amino acids)
Biological process (GO): response to auxin
Source: RefSeq, a predicted model, not a curated record